UCAAAUUUCAAACUUACUCCACAAACAUCUGACACUGUUACACACACAAAGCGCACUCGCAAGUCAGGGCCGCAGUCUUUUCUCCAUUAAACUCCCCACCAAAAAAUUUCUUAUUCCCUCUUUAUCAACACACGCAUAAAUUUCAUCGCUGCGUAUAUAAAAAUCGCUAUUGCUCACUCUUGACUUCCGCAUUAUCAAAUCAAAUCACUCUCGAGAGCCAGAGAAGUACGGAAUGCGGUUAACCUCAAUGUGAUUCUGAUUCAAGGAUUUGUUGCGAACUUGAAAUUUUUCGGUAACAAUGGUGAGUUUGCAAGCGAUUUGGAGGCAUCCGGAUGAUUUGUAUCCGAUGGUGAAGCUGAAGCUGGCGGCUAGAAGGGCGGAGAAGCAGAUCCCAGCGGAGCCGCACUGGGCAUUUUGUUACUCUAUGCUUCAUAAAGUUUCUAGAAGCUUCGCUCUCGUCAUCCAGCAGCUAGAUACCGAUCUUCGUGACGCUGUGUGCAUUUUCUAUUUGGUUCUUCGAGCACUAGACACUGUUGAGGACGAUACAAGCAUAUCAAUGGAGGUUAAAGUACCUAUUCUGAUGGCUUUCCAUCGUCACAUAUACGACCGUGAAUGGCAUUUUUCAUGUGGUACAAAGGACUACAAAGUUCUCAUGGAUGAGUUCCAUCAUGUUUCAACAGCUUUUCUGGAGCUUGGAAGCGGUUACCAGGAGGCAAUUGAAGAUAUUACCAUGAGAAUGGGUGCGGGAAUGGCUAAGUUUAUAUGUAAGGAGGUAGAGACAAUUGAUGAUUAUGAUGAAUAUUGUCACUAUGUGGCCGGACUUGUUGGACUAGGUUUGUCAAAGCUGUUCCAUGCUUCUGGAAAAGAAGAUCUAGCUUCAGAUGCUCUCUCCAACUCAAUGGGGUUAUUUCUCCAGAAAACAAAUAUUAUCCGGGAUUAUCUCGAGGACAUUAAUGAGAUACCAAAGUCGCGUAUGUUCUGGCCUCGCCAAAUUUGGAGUAAAUAUGUUAACAAACUUGAGGACUUAAAAUAUGAGGAAAACUCAGUUAAGGCGGUGCAGUGCCUGAAUGACAUGGUCACAAAUGCUUUAGUGCAUGUAGAAGAUUGCUUAAAGUACAUGUCUGCUUUACGAGAUCCAGCAAUAUUUCGGUUUUGUGCAAUCCCGCAGAUCAUGGCAAUUGGGACACUAGCUUUGUGCUACAACAACAUUCAAGUCUUCAGAGGUGUUGUAAAAAUGAGACGUGGUCUAACUGCAAAAGUUAUUGACCGAACUAAAACAAUGACGGACGUGUAUGGAGCUUUUUACGAUUUUUCUCGUAUGCUAAAAUCAAAGGUUGACGAUGCUGAUCCUAAUGCUAAAAAGACAAAAGAGAACUUGGAAGCAAUCCUGAAAAUCUGCAGGGACUCUGGAACCUUAAGCCAAAGGAAAUCUUACAUAAUCCAGAGCAAGCCCCAAUACAAUGCAACUUUGAUAGCUCUCAUCUUCAUCAUUUUGGCUCUUCUUUUGGCAUACCUAUCUGCAACUCGACCAACUAAUAUCUGAUUGGGUUUUCAACCUUUGGAAAACGCUACUUAUUAUAGUUACCUAUACAAGGCAAUUCCUAAAAUAAAGAAUCUCUGGGGUACCACAAUCAGAUGGUGAUGAUAUGAAUUUCACAACUUAAGCAUUGGAGCGAGCGGGCCUAUUACACAAAUAAACUUAACGAAUGUUGCCUAGUUUUCUUGUGUAUUGGUAUCCCCGACAUGUAUCUCAGCAAUAGUCCAGGAAAGAGCUCCAGCUUAUGUUAAAGCUGAAGGAUGUGUAGUUUCGUUCCUUUUCAUUUAAAAGUUUGUACUUAGACAUGCAAAAGUAUAUUUUACAUCCCUUACGUCUGCUGUAUGAAAAUUUUCAGAGUGAUUAAACUUGUAAUUUUGUGCACAAGUAAAUAUGAUCUACGAAUUGAUUGUAA
Messenger RNA from Sesamum indicum (sesame), 1949 nucleotides. Its product is annotated as squalene synthase 2. Gene Ontology annotation, biological process: lipid biosynthetic process; farnesyl diphosphate metabolic process. Lineage: Eukaryota; Viridiplantae; Streptophyta; Magnoliopsida; Lamiales; Pedaliaceae. Gene Ontology annotation, cellular component: endoplasmic reticulum membrane. The record is from RefSeq and is a predicted model, not a curated record. Gene Ontology annotation, molecular function: squalene synthase [NAD(P)H] activity.